Molecule: messenger RNA, 2544 nt
Organism: Prunus armeniaca (apricot)
Lineage: Eukaryota; Viridiplantae; Streptophyta; Magnoliopsida; Rosales; Rosaceae
Source: the annotation of a GenBank genome assembly
AUGCCAAGCAAGCUAAAGAAGGCAAUUGGGGCAGUGAAAGACCAAACGAGCAUAAGCCUUGCCAAGGUCUCCGCCAACACCAACUCCGCCAACCUUGAGGUCACCGUCCUCAAAGCCACCUCCCACGACGUCGUUCCCAUCGAAGACAAAUACAUCCAGGAAAUUCUCACGCUCAUUUCGUCGAACAAGUCGUACGCAUCCUCCUGCGCCCAGGCCAUCGCCAGGCGCAUUGGCAAAACCCGCGACUGGAUCGUCGCCCUCAAAUCCCUCAUGCUCGUCCUCCGCAUCUUCCAGGACGGGGACCCCUAUUUCCCCAUCGAGGUCCUCCACGCCAUGAAGCGCGGCGCCAAGAUCCUCAACCUCUAUAACUUCCGCGACGACUCCAACUCCUGCCCCUGGGACUUCACCGCCUUCGUCCGCACCUUCGCGCUCUACCUCGAUGAGCGCCUCGAUUGCUUCCUCACUGGGAAGCUCCAGCGGCGCUUCACGUACCAGCGCGACCAAGAAUACAACAGCGGUCGGAGGAGCCGCCGGUCAAACGACCCCAUGGCGGUGGUUCGCGAUAUGAAGCCGGCGAUGCUGCUGGACCGGAUUCACUACUGGCAAAAGCUGCUGGACCGGGCGAUGGCGACGACGCCGACCGGGGCCGCCAGGACGAAUCGGUUAGUUCUGAUUUCGCUCUACGCGAUUGUUCAGGAGACGUACGAUUUGUACCGGGACAUUUCGGACGGGCUAGCUCUGCUUCUGGAUAGCUUUUUUCAAUUGCAGUAUCAAUCUUGCGUGAACGCAUUUCAUGCCUGCGUGAAAGCCUCGAAGCAAUUCGAGGAGUUGUCGGCGUUUUACGGGACGUGCAAGAGCUUGGGUGUUGGUCGGACCUCUGAGUAUCCUAGCGUGCAGAAGAUCUCCGAUGAGCUUUUGGAGACGUUGCAGGAGUUUUUGAAGGACCAAGCUUCAUUUCCGAGUCGGUCGCCGCCGACCCAUUUAACGGCCAAAGGUAGUAAGAAUAAAGGGUUGAGCUUGGAACAGAGUGAAUUUCCAUCUUCGGAGCAAUUCGAAACGGCAUCGGAGAAAGGUUCUGCGUUUGGUUCGGCCUGCACGUCGUUGGAGGAUUUGAUGAGCGUUUGUGAUCAGAAUGGCAAUGUGAGCCCGUCGUGGUCGGUGGAGCAAGAGUUUUAUAACUCGGAGGAGCAACUAGAGAAGCUGGCAGAGGAUGGGCUCGCCAGAGGAAGAAAUGAGAACGGAUCGAACCAAACUUUGCCGGAAAGUUUCGAUCUUGUUUCCUUUGAUGGCUUCCCACCGCAAUCUCAACCUCAACCACAACCGCAACUGGAUCAGAUAAGGCAAGAAGAACUAGUAGGAGUCGAUGAUCAAGAGGGUCCAAAACAGGGCUGGGAGCUUGUUCUGUUUGAGUCUGCAAAUAAUCAAACACCAUUGCAAACAUCCUCACCAACUCCACCCAUUGAUUCAUCAAACUUGGACAGCUUGUUUCAAAACUCCGCAAUGCCCCAACACAAUUACAAUCCAUUUCUUGAUGACCCAAUACCAUUUGACAGCUUUGCAGCCUCUUCGAAUCCAAGCGCCACCGCCAGCAAUGGCUUUGGAAAUCUCGGAGAAGACGACCUGUUUUUAUUCCCUUCCACAAUGAUGGCAAUGGCACCAACAUUUCCCGAACAAAAUUUAAAAGAGACCACAACAUUUGGCGCCAAUAAUUCAAAUGAGAGCGCAGAUGUCACAACAUUUCCCGCACAGAAUUCAAAUAAUUCAACAAUGGCACUAACAUUUAGUGCCCAAAGUCCAAAAGUGAGCGAAAUGUCACCAAGACUCUGGCCACGGCGUGCAAAUGAGAGCACGACAAUGGCACCAACAUUUUGUGCACAGAGCCAGAGAGAGAUGACAAUAGCACCAGCAUUUUGUGCACAGAGCGAGAGAGAGAUGACAAUAGCACCAACAUUUUGUGUACGGAGCACAAAUGAGGUUGGUGAACGAAGUCCAAAAGAGAAUACAAUAUUGAUGCCACCACCAACAUUUCACGCACGGGAUACGAAUGGCAGCGUAAUAUCACCAACAUUCUGCGCCCAAAAUCCCCGAGAGAGCAGAAUGCCACCAAACUUUAACGAGAGUGCGGCGCCAACAUUUCGUGCACAGAAUCGCAAUGACACGACCAUGGCGCCAACCUUUACCGCGGUGGCUCACGAUAAUGAGAGCGUGGUGCCGACAUAUGGUGUACAUAAUCGUAGUGAUACGGCCAUGGCGCCAACAUUUGGUGCACAUAAUCGUAGUGACACGGCCAUGGCGCCAACCUUUCAGGCAGAUGAGCCUAACGAGUUCACUGCUGCACCGACUUUCUUUGCAAGAAGUGCAAUGAAGACAAGAGGAGCAUUCCCUAACGUAGAAAACAACGACCCGUUUGCGACGUUCUUCUCUAAGGUGACAACUCCUAGUGAACCUAUGUGUAAUGGAUUAGUGAAUCAAGAAAGCCUCUUGCAUCAACAGAGACUCUGGUUGGAACAGCAAAACAAGAUUAUUGCAAAGCAUAUGAGUUGA